CUUCUUGCCAAUGGUGGGGUAUGAAACAGAAACCUCUGAGAAAUAAUGAAUGUUUUCUCUUACAUCCUCAAAGCUCUCUGCAGAAGACCAAAAGCUGAUUAAUUAAUGGCCGAGGAGACCGUACGUUUGCCUGGUUCACCGGAUGUAAACAGUUCAUGGAAAAAGAUAUCUACUAGAAAACUGAGUUUCUUAUACAGUGAAGAGAAUAUUCUUCCUAAUUACCUCAGAUCUACCACUAGUUCUUCUUGUCAUGACGUCUGCAAGUACGGAAGAAAACAGCAUGAAGCUCAAGACAAGCCACCUACUACAGUUUCACCUCUCAAAAGGGUUAACAGAAGCUUUUCUGGAACUCUAAGCUUUGAUUCACCUUUGAGGAAGAAGAAGAAGGCAUUGACCAAAUCAGUGUGGAUGAAUUCUUCUCUUGGCUAUGGUGGGACAAAGAAGACGGUUUCACACUCUUUCAAAACGAUUGGUGCGUCAAGGAGAAGAGAGUUAGAGAUGAUUGAACAUAACAAGCGUGUCACUGCUUUGAAGCUGAAGUCUGUUGCACAAACAGCAGCCACAGCUCUUCGUCGCAGUGUUACUGUGAAUAGAAAGAAGAAGACUAAUAGUGGAUAUGAAUCUCAAGAACCUAAGGAACCAGUUGUGUCUUUAAGAGCUACUAUGUCUUCAAAACGGAGCUUGAAUAGCAAUGUUCCUCUGGUGGAUGAGACGUGUGAAGACUUGGUUGAGGAGAAAACUCUAUAUGUUAUCAAGAUGGGAGUAACAGGGAAUGAUACUGUUGAAUCUGAUGAUCAGAAGAACCAAAGGUGUGUCAUGGAUUCGCCUACUGAUGAUCCAAAGAGCCAGGGAGAAGAAGAUGAGUGUAUUGUGACUGAAGAUGAUGAUGAAUCUUCUCAAGAAGAGGAAGAUGAGAACAUGUCACACUCUAAAGAUAAGAACACACCAAGGCAAGGACAAAGCAAAGCCCUAUCUGUAAAUGGUAAGUUAAUGCGACUGAGAUUCAAAAGAGGAAAGUUUAAUGAUGUUAUAUCACAAGACAACAGUCCAAGAAAGCUCAAGUUCAAGAGAGGAAAAAUAUUUACCAGAGCUGACACAACCGCAAAAUCAAGUGGUCGAAGAAGUUUAAAGACCAAAGCAACUAACAUUAGCAAUGACAAGGGACAAGAACAUAAAGGGAGAUCGUUAAAAGUUGUCCUAAAACACCAAGAGACACAAAAUAAAAAAGAUUCAAGAGUGUUGUUGUUCAACAAGGUGAUCAAGAAAACAGCUAAUAAGCUUGUGGAGACUCGCAAGAGUAAAGUCAAGGCUUUGGUGGGUGCUUUUGAGUCUGUCAUAUCUCUCCAAGAAAAAGAAAAACUCUUAUCCAACAGCAUAACACUCAAAAUGUGAUUAUCCUCAGUCCAAUCUCUAAUUACUAUAUAAUCUGUUUCUCUUUCCCACUGGUGUAUGUUUGUGUAUGCAUAUGUAAACACAUCUAAAAGUAUAAGAGUGUAAUGACUCCCAUGAUAAUCUAUAGUAUGUUGUGAGUGUUUUCA
This is a messenger RNA of Raphanus sativus (radish), 1538 nucleotides long. RefSeq lists its product as uncharacterized. Gene Ontology annotation, molecular function: calmodulin binding. The record is from RefSeq and is a predicted model, not a curated record. The transcript is spliced from 2 exons. The coding region runs from base 106 to 1392 and encodes 428 amino acids. Lineage: Eukaryota; Viridiplantae; Streptophyta; Magnoliopsida; Brassicales; Brassicaceae.